AUGUCGGCAGUUACGGAGGUUCAGAACACCACAACUGAGGCCCUGGCCGCCCUGGUAGACGGGGGUGAAGGCUCCCUGGUGACGCUGGUGGCGGGCGAGACGAGGGUGGCGGCUCACAGGGCCGUGUUGGCAGCCGCGAGCCCCGUGUUCGCAGCGAUGUUCGCGCACGACAUGCUGGAGGCCAGCUGCGGCCAGGUGAGGAUCGACGACGUGGAGGGCCCGGUGCUGAGGCUCCUGGUGGCCUACGCGUAUACCCUGCAGGCCCCCCAGCUGCCCGACACGGCCGCCCAGCUGCUCUCGGCGGCCGACAAAUACGGCUUGUCGGCCCUGAAGGCUGCCUGCGAGCGGCAGCUGAUCUCGCAGUUGGCCGUCGAGACCGCAGCGGCGACGGCCGUCACGGCAGUGAGGCACUCGUGCCCGGACGCCACCAGGGCUGCCGUCGCCUUCAUAAAGCACCACCCGCAGGUGAUGGCCACGUGGGGCUGGGCAGACGCUGUGCUCGACUACCCACAAGAAGUCAACAAAGUCACCCGUCUGCUCGGUGAGCCACCAGCAGAAGCCAGUGUUUCUCUGUGCAGCUCGCUGACCGCCACAGGGGGCGGGCCCACCCCCAACUCUGACCGUCAACCCCACAGCAGCCACAGCCGGACUCCUGCUGCAGCUGCGCCUCCCACGUCUGCCCGACACACCCCUCCACCCGAUGACGCAGCCGUCUCUCGCUUCCGGAGCCUUUCUGGGGAAGAGCGAGGCAGGAGGCUGAUAGAGGCGGCUGAGGUGGGGGUGAUGGAGGAGGUGCGGGCGUUGCUGGCGGCUGGGGCGGACGUGGGGGCGAUGGACGAGGACGGGUGGACCGCCCUGCACUGGGCUGCACUGAGAGGCGACGCGGCUGUGGUGCGGCUGCUGCUCUCUGCGGCGUCCGACCCCAACGCCAGGAAUCUGCUGGGGCGGACGCCGCUGCACUGGGCGGCACGGAAUGGCCACGCAGAAGUGGCGGCUGCGUUGCUGCAGGCCGGAGCCGACAGGGGAGCGGUGGAUGCAGAUGGGGAGAUCCCCCUGGACAUCGCCAGGGACAAAAACCAGCAGCAGCUCGUUGAGAUGCUAACACAGUGUUCAUACGUGCCAGUAGAGGAAAUGACAUGUACUUCAUUGUACAUAGUAUUAAAAUAA
Messenger RNA from Schistocerca americana (American grasshopper), 1167 nucleotides. RefSeq names its product BTB/POZ domain and ankyrin repeat-containing protein COCH-like. Gene Ontology annotation, cellular component: cytoplasm. Lineage: Eukaryota; Metazoa; Arthropoda; Insecta; Orthoptera; Acrididae. The record is from RefSeq and is a predicted model, not a curated record. The coding region runs from base 1 to 1167 and encodes 388 amino acids. Gene Ontology annotation, molecular function: ubiquitin protein ligase binding. The transcript has 3 exons. Gene Ontology annotation, biological process: proteasome-mediated ubiquitin-dependent protein catabolic process; regulation of proteolysis.